GCGCUUGUUCGGUGAAGGGAAACCUUUCAGUGCAGGAACCGGAUGCGGAAAGAAACCCGCCAUUAAGGCAACUUGGCAUCGUGAGCUGAACGUUGAAAUCAUUCAAUUGUAAAAGGCAAUAUUUCUUUAACGAAAUACUUCUUGCGUGUCUUUUUUGCGUGUGAAGAGAAUGGCUUACCGAGGACAAGGACAGAAGGUGCAGAAGGUUAUGGUGCAGCCCAUUAACCUCAUUUUCAGAUACCUUCAGAACCGCUCACGAAUCCAGGUGUGGCUUUAUGAGCAGGUGAACAUGCGGAUAGAAGGCUGCAUCAUUGGCUUUGAUGAGUACAUGAACCUGGUUCUAGAUGAUGCUGAGGAGGUCCACAUGAAGACCAAGAACAGAAAGCCACUGGGUCGGGUUAUGUUAAAGGGCGACAACAUCACCUUGCUGCAGAGUGUCUCUACCUAGUGACACCAGUGACGACUGCAGAUCCUGUCUUUUUUUUCUGUUAACUGCUUACGAUUUUAUGCAUAAAUGUGAGUUUCUCUACAACCUUUGAGAAUAAAUGGCUUUGUUUUUUUCCAGAAA
Oryzias latipes (Japanese medaka) is the source of this 568-nucleotide messenger RNA. It is a transcript of the gene snrpe, whose product is annotated as small nuclear ribonucleoprotein polypeptide E. Gene Ontology annotation, biological process: mRNA splicing, via spliceosome. The record is from RefSeq and is a predicted model, not a curated record. NCBI's taxonomy places the organism in Eukaryota, Metazoa, Chordata, Actinopteri, Beloniformes, Adrianichthyidae. Gene Ontology annotation, cellular component: spliceosomal complex. Gene Ontology annotation, molecular function: RNA binding.